This is a messenger RNA of Diceros bicornis minor, 1619 nucleotides long. RefSeq names its product adenylate kinase 2 (gene AK2). Gene Ontology annotation, biological process: ADP biosynthetic process. Gene Ontology annotation, cellular component: cytoplasm; mitochondrion. Gene Ontology annotation, molecular function: AMP kinase activity; ATP binding. Lineage: Eukaryota; Metazoa; Chordata; Mammalia; Perissodactyla; Rhinocerotidae. The transcript is spliced from 7 exons. The record is from RefSeq and is a predicted model, not a curated record. Bases 38 to 742 code for a protein of 234 amino acids.
GUGCAGGGUGGCUGAGCAGUGAGAGGCUACGGCGGCCAUGGCUCCCAACGCGUCCGUGGCCGAACCGGCCAGAGAACAUCCUAAAGGCAUCCGGGCUGUGCUGCUGGGGCCGCCGGGGGCCGGCAAGGGUACCCAGGCACCCAAAUUGGCUGAAAACUUCUGUGUCUGCCAUUUGGCUACUGGGGACAUGCUGAGGGCCAUGGUGGCUUCUGGCUCAGAGCUGGGAAAAAAGCUGAAGGCAACUAUGGAUGCCGGGAAACUGGUGAGCGAUGAAAUGGUAGUGGAGCUCAUUGAGAAGAAUUUGGAGACCCCUCCAUGCAAAAAUGGUUUUCUUCUAGAUGGCUUCCCUCGGACUGUGAGACAGGCUGAAAUGCUUGACAACCUCAUGGAGAAGAGGAAAGAGAAGCUUGAUUCUGUGAUUGAAUUCAGCAUCCCCGACUCUCUGCUGAUCCGGAGAAUCACAGGAAGGCUGAUUCACCCCCUGAGUGGCCGUACAUACCAUGAGGAGUUCAACCCCCCAAAGGAGCCCAUGAAAGAUGACAUCACUGGGGAACCCUUGAUCCGCCGAUCAGAUGAUAAUGAGAAGGCCUUGAAAGUCCGCCUGAAGACCUACCACACUCAGACCGCCCCCCUGGUGGAGUACUACAGUAAACAAGGGAUCCACUCUGCCAUCGAUGCGUCCCAGACCCCUGAUGUCGUGUUUGCGAGCAUCCUAGCAGCCUUCUCCAAAGCCACAUCCUAGUAACAGAAGGCCAGGCGAGACCGCACCACUGCUCAUCACCCCGCGGCGUGACCCCUGCUCUUAGGUGCUGGGCGGCGGGGAGGGGUGGUCGGGGGAGAGUGGUGAGGGGCUCAAGAGGGGUAUUGGAAGAACGGCAGUGUUGUGGUGAGGCGAUUUCUUUUACAUAUAGUAGGAAUCUUUAAAAGUAAUGCGGAAAAUUAAUUUUUUAAAAACCUGAUUGGAGGGUAUAAGUAGAAAUAGGGAGAUGCAGUAUUAUUUCUAAGAAAUCAAGUUUCAUUUACUCUGGACUGGUGAUAAUAUUUUUUAAAGCUGUGCCCUGAGAUCUCAGCUUUUACCUCAGAACCUCAUGGGUUGCCAGCCUGGCAAUGCAGAAAAUCAAACUCUUGUCCUAUCUGUCCUGUAGCUGGGAACAGGGAGGGUUUGACUACUGACCCAGGUUCCCCACACCAUGAGAUCAAAAAAUCAUCUCCACAUUUGAAAGAGAUGGAGUGUGUUCACUGGGGCAGUGGCUCAGCAAAUCAAGUUUACUGGAGUCAUGACAAGGGUGGGGUAGCCUGCUCUCGCUCCUUUCCUGACUUCCCAGUGAUUUACCAGUCCACCUGCUCUCAUGGGUAGGCUCUCAGCAGCCACCCAGCAUAUGCCACAGUCCUACGCUCUUGCCUUCUUCCAUCCAUGGUGCGUGAAGGGACGCUUUUUAAUAAAUGAGCAAGUGUCCUAAGGAACAUCAUCCAAAGAUUGUUCUUUCCAUCCUCAAAUCCUGUGACUGGAAUCACUCAACAGCACUGUGAUAUAUUAUUUUCAAUGAGGUGCCUUUCUUAACUGACCAAAUGCUGCCUUGUUUGGCCCCUAAAUCAAUAAAGUAUAUUAAAAAUUUGUA